AUGGAGGACCACCUUUCUCAUCUAUAUCAGGUUAUUCUUACUAUGAGAACUCACUGCUUGUAUGCUAAGAAAUCCAAAUGCUACUUUGCUGUUGACAAGGUAGAAUAUUUGGGCCAUUUUAUUACUAAAGAAGGAGUUUACACGGAUCCUUCAAAAAUUGCAGUAGUACAAGAUUGGGCCCUACCACAAAACUUGAAGCAAUUAAGGAGUUUCUUGGGUCUUGCAGGUUAUUAUAGAAGGUUUGUAAGUCAAUAUGGUGCUAUUGCAAAACCCUUGACUGAUAUGUUGAAAAAGGAUAAUUUUAGUUGGUCUUCUACAACAAAAGAAGCAUUUCAGGAAUUGAAGCAAAGGCUAGUAGCAUCACCAGUUUUGGCCCUACCAAAUUUUUCUAAGGAAUUUGUGGUGGAGGUGGAUGCUUCUGGCCUAGGCUUAUGA
Molecule: messenger RNA, 435 nt
Organism: Glycine soja
Lineage: Eukaryota; Viridiplantae; Streptophyta; Magnoliopsida; Fabales; Fabaceae
Exons: 1
Coding region: 1-435 (144 amino acids)
Source: RefSeq, a predicted model, not a curated record